Messenger RNA from Scomber scombrus (Atlantic mackerel), 886 nucleotides. RefSeq names its product CMP-N-acetylneuraminate-beta-galactosamide-alpha-2,3-sialyltransferase 1-like. Lineage: Eukaryota; Metazoa; Chordata; Actinopteri; Scombriformes; Scombridae. Bases 1 to 792 code for a protein of 263 amino acids. The transcript is spliced from 6 exons. The record is from RefSeq and is a predicted model, not a curated record. Gene Ontology annotation, molecular function: beta-galactoside (CMP) alpha-2,3-sialyltransferase activity.
AUGCAGCAUUUACACAAAUCUGUUCAACCAUUUUUGUCAGCAAACUACAGUCUCCCAGAGGAUGCUUUCAACUGGUGGAAGCGUUUACAGUUGGAAAGACGUGAUUACAGCACCUACAGAACAACAGUGGAAAGGUUGUUUCAGAUGUUUCCACCCAGUCCCGAUCUGAUAGAGUCCAGAUCUGAUCGCUGCAGGACUUGUGCUGUGGUGGGCAAUUCUGGUAAUUUGAAGCGAUCACAUUAUGGACCUCUGAUAGAUUUCCAUGAUGUUGUUAUAAGAAUAAACAAAGGUCGUACCAAAGGCUACGAGGCAGAUGUUGGUACCAAAACAACACAUCGUAUCAUGUAUCCAGAGAGUGCCAUGGACCUGGAUAACUCCACUCAUCUUGUGCUGUUUGCAUUUAAGAUACAAGAUCUUGAGUGGCUCAUCAAGGCCUUCAGCACAGGAUUUUCUGGAAGGUCAUAUGCGCCAAUAAAAUCCACCAUCAAAGCCAACAAAGAUUUGGUGAUGGUGACCAAUCCAGGUUUCAUGAGGUAUGUUCAUGACAUCUGGCUUAAAAAGAAGGGCGGCUAUCCAUCCACCGGCUUUAUGGCAGUGAUUCUUGCACUGCAAAUUUGUGAUGAGGUCAAUGUGUUUGGUUAUGGAGCGGAUGAAGAUGGAAACUGGAGUCAUUACUUUGAAGAACUCAAAAACAAAAAGUUCAAAACUGGACUUCAUCCUGGAUCACAUGAGUAUGAUAUUAUUCUGCAGCUAGCUAAGAAAAAAACCCUCAGUUUUUACGGAGGGUAUUGAUCGUUAAGGUAUUCAAACCUUGACAGCAAAUUAUUUCCAAACCAAAAGAAAGCUAUGAAGCAAAGGCCUUAAAGCCGGAUUUCCACCGGGUCCG